UUAAUAAAAUAACAUUAAAUAAUGAAAAUAAGAUUUAGUAAAAAGAGAUUUUUAAUAUUUGUGAUUCAACAACAUUUCAACAUUAUUCAUUAGAAUUUAAAGCGGCCGAUUAAGCUAACCGGAGAUGGUGCAAAUUUUAAAUUGUAAAUUAUUAUCUUUCACGCCUCUCUUGGACAAUAAGAGGAUCACGCAAAACUAACAGAGUAUCAGAGGCUUAAAUUAAACUAUUUUUUUUAAUGAUUUUAUUCUUUCUUUUUUCCUCUUCAACAGUGGAGCUACAAAAAACAAAAAUAAUACUUGUUUUUUUUUAGCUGCACUUUUUGUGCUUCUUUUUUAUCUUCGCUCAUUCUCCUUCCAACAUUCGAUUGCAUAUAUAUCUUAUACUUAAAAUUUUUAUCAAUAGAUAUGCUGUUUCUUCGCAGUAUGCAUUUCAAUUACAUGCCAUAUCAUACGCGUUAAUAUUUUAGAUGCGUGAUGUUGAUAACUAUUAUUCCACAGCAAUCUCUAACGAGUACGAGUUACAUAUAUAUGUUGCCACACUGUUACAGUUUACAAAUGUUCAGUGCCUUCUUAUAUUUCCUCGAAGAUAGUCUUCUACUUAGAUUCAUUACAGAAUCAUAUCUUGAAAAAACAUUUAAUAAGGCUCCGAGAGAUCAGCAUAAUGUACAACGUACAAAAGAAAACUGCAAUGAUCACUGGGGCGGCUACUGGAAUAGGCUACAAGUACACCGAAAUAUUGCUUUGUAAUGGUGCAAAGAAGAUUGCUGUGGUCGAUUUGCCAACAUCGAACGGCCAGAAUGCGGCGGCUACCUUGGAGAACGAAUUUGGGAAGGGGCGUGCCAUCUUCAUUGCCUGCGACGUAUCAAAAACCGAUGACUUAAAGAAGGCAUUCCAGAAGAUCGUCGACGUGUUUGGAGGACUCGAUAUUCUUAUCAACAACGCUGGUGUUUGUAACGAAAAUCUCUGGGAACAAAUUAUCGAUGUUAAUGUUAAAGCGGUAAUUCGCGGCUCUCUGUUGGCGUUCGACCACAUGGGAAAGCACAAAGGCGGCAAGGGUGGCGUAGUCGUCAACAUCUCAUCCACGGCCGGAUUGGACCCAGCUCGUUUGCUUCCAAUGUAUUCCGCUUCGAAGCAUGCCAUUCUGGGAUUCAGCCAGUCUCUGGCGAAAAUGUACGACAAGACCGGAGUGCGAGUUGUUAUAAUGUGCCCGGGAAUUACACUGACAGCGUUGGUGGCAAAUAUCCAAGAUAAGGUAUCCGACUACUUUCGAGGUCUGAUGGACGUUGACGCUGAAAUGGAUUAUCCGAAACAAACAACCGACAAUGUAGCACUUGCAAUGUUAGAUCUAAUCCAGAAGGGUAAGAACGGAGCGGCUUGGGUCAGCGAAGGUGGUCAACCGCCAUACGCUGUGGACUUUCUUCAUUUUUCCAAGCGGUCUCUGCCUGUAUAAAGUUGAUAUUUGAUAACUUAUUAUACCUUAUCUCGUUUUUAAACAAUUUGCACGAUGAUUAACAAAUGUUACAUAAAUAUGUGUAAAAAAUUACAAAAUACUAUUUUAAAUAAACAGUACGUACGUUACAUUACAAUUGCAAUACAAAAUAAACUAUGCAUUGCAUUACAAUUGAA
Messenger RNA from Solenopsis invicta (red fire ant), 1626 nucleotides. RefSeq names its product 15-hydroxyprostaglandin dehydrogenase [NAD(+)]-like. NCBI's taxonomy places the organism in Eukaryota, Metazoa, Arthropoda, Insecta, Hymenoptera, Formicidae. Gene Ontology annotation, molecular function: oxidoreductase activity, acting on the CH-OH group of donors, NAD or NADP as acceptor. The transcript has a single exon. Bases 662 to 1450 code for a protein of 262 amino acids. Gene Ontology annotation, cellular component: cytoplasm. The record is from RefSeq and is a predicted model, not a curated record.